Ruditapes philippinarum (Manila clam) is the source of this 1977-nucleotide messenger RNA. RefSeq names its product epidermal growth factor receptor-like. The transcript is spliced from 7 exons. Gene Ontology annotation, molecular function: transmembrane receptor protein tyrosine kinase activity. Gene Ontology annotation, cellular component: basal plasma membrane; signaling receptor complex. The record is from RefSeq and is a predicted model, not a curated record. Gene Ontology annotation, biological process: positive regulation of cell population proliferation; positive regulation of kinase activity; multicellular organism development. Bases 130 to 1011 code for a protein of 293 amino acids. NCBI's taxonomy places the organism in Eukaryota, Metazoa, Mollusca, Bivalvia, Venerida, Veneridae.
UAGUUCCCCUCUAGAAUUUGUUUACAUAUGUAAAACAAUAUGUGUAUUAUACGUUUCCGAAUUCCACUGUUUAAGUAAAAGUAACAUAUAAAACUGAAAAAUACAUAUGAAAGAAAUAUCUUUAGAAUAAUGUUUACCAAAAUUUUUGUAUUUGGAUUAACGCUGAUUUACGCCGUUGGAGCAAUUGAUAUUUUGGAUAUAGAACGUUCAAAGAAAGAAAAGGAAUGUUAUGGCUCGAACAUGGGGUUCAGCUUUUCUGGAACACGCGAAUACCAUUAUGAGGCUUUACGCAGACGAUACAUCGGAUGUACUCAUGUCCAAGGAAACCUGGAGGUCACGAACUUAUUUGACAGUGGAAAUAUGACCUUUGACCUUAGUUUCCUGUCAACAAUAAAAGUGGUGACUGGUUACGUUCUUAUUGGUCUGUUAAACGUAGAAACUGUGCCGUUGACAAGUUUACGUUUAAUAAGGGCUGAUCGAACGCUAAAACUUGGAGAAAAGAAAUAUGCAUUGUUGGUGGCACUUACUUCGGAGGGGCAACCAACUGCUGAUAACCCCACCCCCGGGCUGAAGGAAAUACAGAUGCCAAGCUUAAGAGAAAUCUCGCAAGGAGAAGUGCUAUUUACCCAGAAUCCGUUGCUGUGUUAUCUAGACACGAUCGAUUGGAGCUCUAUAACGAAAGGGGGAGUUGAGCUGAAGAACAAUGCAAAUCCAGAAAGUUGUCCAGGAUGUUCCUCGGACUGUAACGAUGUUGAUGGUGUUGCUCAUUGUUGGGGAAGAGGACUAAACAUGUGUCAGAGAGUUGAGCCUUUGAAGUGUGACUCUACCUGCAAAGGAAAAUGUUUCAAGGAAGGAAUUCUCGGAUGUUGUCAUCCACAGUGUGCCGUUGGUUGUAGAAGUGGGUUGGAUACAGAGUGCGAGAUGUGUAAAAAUUAUCGACAUGGACUUAGAUGCGUGCAACAGUGUCCCGAAGGAACAUAUCCAAUUGCCCAAGAGUGUAUCGGCUUCUGAUGAAGAAAAUUGUAUCAUUCAUUAUUCAAAUAAACAUUUGGUUGAUUCUUUUUCCAUCAAGUGAAAAUCCUGGCCCCGUGUUCACUAAGAAAAGAUCAGGAUCAGGAUCAAGGGAUCCUUAUUUUAUUUUCAUUGUUUUAUGUUACUAAAAUUAAUCGUAUUUUGCUAGAAUUAAAUGGUAAAUAUUCAAAAUGUAGAACAUUGCUAAUUUGCAAAGAAACCAAACUUUUUUGGGAUAAAAUCAACAAAUAACAAAACAAAUACAAAAAAAAUCGGAUCAAAAUAAGUAUCAAUUUUUAGGAUCAGGAUGAAUAUUUGGAUCAACUGUAAAAUGCCCAUAUCUUGCAAAAAUAACAAUAAAAUUAUUCUAAAAUUUCAUAGGUCCAUUUUAUCAAAAUAAUGUAAGAUAUUUAAUCUAUGAGGAUAAACAAUGAAGAAUACUAGAGUUUUAAAAUUUGAUCCUGAUCUUUUCCUGAUCCUUAAAUCUUUUAGUUUAAACAUAGUUUAUUUCAAACAAGUAUACACAUUUACAAUUUACAAAUAGAACUUUACAACACAUGAAAUGAAUGAAAAAGGAUCAGAACCGAAAGCUGAUGCUUAUAUAUAUAGGUCUUAUCCUAGUUUUUAUUUGCUAAAUAUUGGCAGUGUGUAUAUGUGUGUACAUGAAUAUGUUUGAAAGUACAACGAGUACUUGUUUUAUAAGAAUGAAUUUUAUGGUAUACAAAACAUAUGAAUUUAAAUCUUUGUGAACAGGGGCCUGAUAUAACACAUAUAGUAUGAUUACAUAUAACAAAAGUUUAUGUUGAUGAGUUUAAAUCACAAGCCACUGACUGAAGAAAAUAUUUAAACCAGACAAGAUGGAUUACUAAGUGUAAAGACGUUACUUUGAUAUAUGUGAUAUUGUAUUUUGUAUGUUGUGAUAAAAAAAUCACCUAAAAUAUUAUUAAUAAAAGACUAAAAUUACAA